AUGGCACCAGUCAAAAAGGUAGCCAUCAUUGGUUGUGGUCCCGCGGGGGCUAUCGCUGUAGAUUGCUUGGCCCAAGAGAAAUCCUUUGAUGUUAUCCGCGUUUUCGAACGUCGCGAGAAGGCGGGUGGUUGCUGGAUUCAAGAUCCCGAGCACAUGGUCCCCAAGCUUCCCGAUAUCAAAGCCCUCGCCGCCAGGACCGCAGACAAGCCUCUUAAAAUUCCCGAAAACCUCCCAUGCCGUACGGCAAGCUCAUCUCAGUACCGCUAUGCGGAAACGUCGGUGUACCCCCACCUCGAGACAAAUAUCGAUGCGGUCGUGAUGGAAUUCUCAAAGGAACCUAUCCCUGCGAAGCCGAGCGAACUCUCUAUCAAACGCCAUGGGCGAGACACCCCAUUCCGCCAUCACACGGUUAUCCAGAAGUACAUCAAUAGCCUGCUGGAUCGUAAUGGAUACCAGAAUUUGGUGGAGUAUAACACGACAGUUGAGAAGGUUGAGAAAUUGAAAGAUUCUGGGACGUGGAGGCUUACCCUCCGGAGAUAUGAGCACUGGCAUCAGAAGGAUUAUUGGUGGUCUGAGGAUUUCGAUGCGGUUCUCGUUGCGAGUGGUCACUAUACUGUCCCUUUUGUCCCAGAGAUCGAGGGCUUAGCGGAGUUUGCCCUGGCGUAUCCCGGGUCAGUCGAGCAUAGCAAAGGCUAUAGGGGAGUAGAAAAGUAUCGCGGGAAGAGAGUCGUCGUUGUGGGCGCUUCGGUAUCAGGCAUGGACAUUGCAGUAGAUCUCGUGGGUCAUGCUGAAACACCAGUCAAUGCAGUCGUUCGUGGGCGGUGGCAUCCAUACUUCGGCGGAACCGCAUUUGAACAUCCCAGCAUCAAGAAAAGGCCAGCAAUCAAAAGGAUACAGAGUGCUAAUGGCGCAAGGACCGUCCGUUUUGAAGACGGUACUUCUCUAGACAAUGUCGACUACAUUAUCUUAGGGACAGGCUACACUUGGACCUUGCCAUUUCUACCAGACGUCCCCAUUAGGAACAAUCGGGUGCCAGAUCUGUAUUUGCAUGUUUUCAAGAGACAGGAUCCUACCCUGAUAUUUAUAGGAGCAGUCGCUGCCGGCCUGACUUUCAAAGUCUAUGAAUGGCAAAGCGUACUUGCGGCACGUUUCCUAGCAGGUCGAAUCCAGUUGCCAAGCGUGGAAGAGCAAGAAAAAUGGGAGAAGGAUAGGAUAGCCUACAAAGGCGACGGUGUACCAUUCACUGCUCUAUACCCCGACUUCGAGGACUAUUUUGAGACUGUUCGGAAGCUCGCUGGAGAACCGACUGAAACACAACCUGGAAGGAAGCUUCCCAAGUUUGAUAAGAAGUGGGUGGAUGCUUUUAAAGCAGGUCACCAGAGAAGGAUUGCCAUGUGGGAGACCUCGAACGAGGCGGCUAGGAAGAGCUUGUCUGGAGGACAUCUUACGAGGGCAAGACUGUAG
Amorphotheca resinae ATCC 22711 is the source of this 1464-nucleotide messenger RNA. RefSeq lists its product as hypothetical. The record is from RefSeq and is a predicted model, not a curated record. The coding region runs from base 1 to 1464 and encodes 487 amino acids. NCBI's taxonomy places the organism in Eukaryota, Fungi, Ascomycota, Leotiomycetes, Helotiales, Amorphothecaceae. Gene Ontology annotation, molecular function: N,N-dimethylaniline monooxygenase activity; NADP binding; flavin adenine dinucleotide binding. The transcript is spliced from 4 exons.